ACUGCUCUACACCUCAUCACCUGGGCUUCUUGAUCAGUUUCUCUCUCUGUUCUGCUCUGCUAAGUCUUUCUCUCUUUAUUCAUCUGUCUGAGACUUUUCUAGCGCGCUAGCUGUAAGUUUUUUUAUCAAUGAGGAAACCUUGCUGUGAGAAGAAGACGACCAAUAAAGGAGCAUGGUCGAAGCAAGAAGAUGAGAAGCUCACUAAAUACAUUCAAAAACAUGGCGAAGGAAGCUGGCGCUCUCUUCCGGUCGCUGCAGGGUUGCUUCGUUGUGGAAAGAGUUGCAGACUGAGGUGGGUAAAUUAUCUAAGGCCAGACCUGAAACGUGGCAACUUUGGUGAAGAUGAAGAGGACCUCAUCAUCAAGCUCCAUGCACUUCUUGGGAACAGGUGGUCACUAAUUGCUGGAAGAUUGCCCGGCCGGACCGACAAUGAAGUGAAGAAUUACUGGAAUACUCAUCUGAGGAGAAAGCUUAUGCAUUUGGGAAUUGACCCCAACAACCAUCGCAUAGGACACAAUAUUUGCCUCGACAAGGUUAAUCAUCCAUGUAAAUCAGCGAAUUCACAAGCAAAUAACGAUGAUGAAGACGAUUCGCAGGAUCCAUUGUUGGAUUCCACAAGUUCCGGCCCCGAAAGCAACACAAGUUGUACUUUGCCUGACUUGAAUCUUGAUCUCACAAUAGGCCUUCCAUGGUCACUGUAAUUCUUUAGUUACUACUGCAAUUCAAAGAUUAAUUAAUAGUCAUAGCUAGUUAGCCAGUCAAAUGUAAAAAUUAAUGCUGACCUUUGCAUUAAUAUUAAUAGGUUCAAAUACAUA
Rosa rugosa (rugosa rose) is the source of this 815-nucleotide messenger RNA. Its product is annotated as myb-related protein 308-like. NCBI's taxonomy places the organism in Eukaryota, Viridiplantae, Streptophyta, Magnoliopsida, Rosales, Rosaceae. The record is from RefSeq and is a predicted model, not a curated record. The transcript is spliced from 3 exons. The coding region runs from base 129 to 701 and encodes 190 amino acids.